Pyrenophora tritici-repentis Pt-1C-BFP is the source of this 912-nucleotide messenger RNA. The record is from RefSeq and is a predicted model, not a curated record. Lineage: Eukaryota; Fungi; Ascomycota; Dothideomycetes; Pleosporales; Pleosporaceae.
AUGGCCUCUCUCCGAGGCACGCAACAACCGGAGCUCUCGAAGAAGCUGUUCAAGAUUAUCAAGUCGGAGAACCAUGCCAUCGGUGCCUACGAGGCUGCCGCACGCGAACGGCUCGGUAUUGCGCAGCAGCUGUCUGAGUGGGGCGAGGCAACCGAGGACGAGACGAUUUCGGACGUCUCAGACAAGCUUGGAGUGCUACUCGCAGAGAUUGCCGAACAAGAGGAUCUCUAUGCGCAAUCUCUGGAGGAAUAUCGAGGUAUCUUGAAGCAGAUCCGCAACACAGAGAGUUCGGUGCAGCCAAGCCGAGACCAUAAGACCAAGGUUUCUGAUGAGAUUGCGAAACUUAAGUACAAGGAACCACAGAGUACUAAAAUAGUACAGCUUGAGCAGGAGCUCGUUCGCGCAGAGGCCCAGAGCCUUGUUGCUGAAGCGCAGCUGAGCAACAUUAAGUUCAAAGAGGCCUAUGACCACCACUUCGCAGCCACCAUCGAGCGUGCAGAGAAGCAGAUAAUCCUUGCUAAGCAUGCCCGUCGGCUCUUGAACCUCGUCGACGACACGCCAAUUGUACCCGGUGACGUGCAUCCGCCAUUCGCCGAGGUAGAGAUGGCGCGUCAAGUCCUUACUGACGCCGAAGAUGAUCUUCGCCACUAUCGAUUGGAAGUGGAGCCUAUUCAUUCCAAUGCAGGAAACCUUGGAGUGGGCGCGAUGCCUGGAGCCCCAGUACCGGCAGCCACAACUGGAGUUGGAAGCUCACUUCCGGAUUCUAGUGCCUACGGAAAUACAGUAAGAAGCGAGAGCCCGGUAGGUGUAGAGCUUGAGAAGGCGGCGUCAUCUGCGAACCCCUUGGAAGAAGCGGACAGAGUGGAGAGACAGCAUGAGAUCCCCCGACAAGAGGUCGCCAACGUUGCCUAG